AUGACUUCUCGUUUAACAGGAACCAAGACUCCUAAUGGCAAAGGUUAUCAAGAUCCUGACGAAGAAUGUCCAGUUUGCAGGAAUACACGAUAUCUUACACCUAAUAUGAGGCUACUCGUGAGUGAAUGUUAUCAUAAGAUGUGUCAAUCGUGUAUUGAUCGAUUGUUUGCUAAUGGUGCAACUGAAUGUCCUAUCCCAGGCUGCAAAAAGACAUUAAGAAAAAUAAGUUUUGUGGAACCAACAUUUGAAGAUUUGAGUGUCGAGAAAGAAGUUCGGAUUCGUAAAAGACUUGCUUCACAGUUCAAUAAGCGUAGAGAAGAUUUUAAUUCCCCAAAGGAAUACAAUGACUAUCUCGAAAUGGUUGAACAGUUAGUAUGGAAUCUUAAUAAUGAUAUCGAUCCGGAAAAAACGAAAGCUCGGAUUGAGAGUUUUGCCUUGGAAAAUAAAGAAAUAAUAGCAAAAAAUGCCAAAAAACAGUUUGAAGAAGAGGAAUGGGCUAGUAGGAUUCAAGAUAAUGAACGAAUGAAAAAGAAGAAAAAUUUCGAAGAAUACACAAAUAAAUUGGCUGAAGAAAAAAAGGCCAAAGAAGCACAUAAAGCAGAAGUAAUUGAGUUACUGGCGAAUUCCACUGAAUCAGCCAAAUCAAUAUUGAAAAAGAAGGGAACUCGCGAGAAAUCCAAUAUUUGCAACCAAGAUUCAAUAGACAAUGAUAAUAAUGGUGGUAUUGGAGAAUUAUGGAUCGGUUUAGAUAUUAAAGUUUCACAAGAAGAUGAGACACAAGAAUUUGAUCCUAUUGCAUCAGAAUAUAUGGACAUUGAUCAUUACACGCUUAAAGAUAAAUAUUAUGAUACAUAUUUACCCAGUCUUUCACAAAUUAUGCGAGCGGGCGGGUAUAAUCCAAAAUUUACUUAUGAACGAUCACUUCAGGGCGCAUUUUCUGGCAUUUUUUCAUUCACAAAAUCGGAAGAUUCCCCAUGA
Messenger RNA from Dentiscutata erythropus, 978 nucleotides. NCBI's taxonomy places the organism in Eukaryota, Fungi, Glomeromycota, Glomeromycetes, Diversisporales, Gigasporaceae. The record is from the annotation of a GenBank genome assembly.